GUAAGGAGAAUUCGUACGUCGGGCGCAAUUUUGAGGGUGCGCAUUGCCGCAGAGGAAUGUUUGGGCUGACUUGAUGUCUGCAGAGGGUGUUGCGCGCGAAGUCGCGGCGCUAUAUGGCGAACGACCGCCGCCUGUCGCAGUCUACGAAGAAAAGAAGGCGUACCGCGCAAAGAGGCAGAACCAAGGGCCCGCGAAGAAGUGGGUCCAGCAGCCCUUUGUGAACCAAGCUCGCGACGACGGCCUCGUCCUCAAGCACUGGCGACGGAAACCCACCACUACACCCCCCGUGCAAGACGGCGAAGACACUCCGAUGGAGGAUGGCGAGAGCGCAGAGUCUUACAUCGAGAACAGCGCCGACUUCCUCAAAUACAGCAUACAGGUCGACCUACCCACCUUCACCGACGAGGAAUACGAUGCAUAUCUGCGGAGCGACGACUGGAGUCGCGAGGAGACCGACUACCUUUUUGAGGUUGUGAAGGACUACUCGUAUCGGUGGGCUGUCAUAUGGGAUCGCUACGACUACCAGCCUGCGAACAGGUCACACCUCACGCAAGAGACGGUCAAUGGCGACGCGAGCCAAGCGCUGGCCGCGCUGCCCUUCGCGCCGCCUAAGCAACGGACCGUCGAAGACCUGAAGGCUCGAUUUUACCACAUCUCAGCCAAGCUGAUGAAGCUGCGGAUACCGGAGAUGCAGAUGGACGCAGAACAGUACACCCUCUACGAGACCCUCUCCAAGUUCAACCCCGAGCUCGAAGGCAACCGAAAGCUCCUGGCAGCCGCGCUGAUGAACCGAAGCAUGGACGAGGUGAAAGAGGAGGAGUUCCUGCUCGCAGAACUACAGCGCAUCAACAUGGCGGCUAACAGGCUGGACGCAGAACGCGAGGAGCUGCGCGCGCGCCUCGAGCACCCCUCCGCGAACCAACAAGUGUCCGCCGGCCUGGCCUCCUUCACAUCAUCACAAGCCUUGCAAGCACUCUUCUCCCAACUCUUCGCGCAAGACAGAAGCAAGAAGCGUGCGUCAGGCGGCGGCACAGGCCCUUCGCGCAUUAGCCUCAACACAAACGACCUCAUCCAGACCCCGUCCUCCGCCAACGCCCAACUCUCCGCCGCCGCCCGCCGCCAGUCCAUGGCCACCAACCAGUCCGCCCAAACCCCCAUCCGCACACUCUCCCCCCAGCAGGAGCACCGCUACAAUGUCUCCACCCACGACCGCCUCACCUCCGGCGUCACCUUCGGCUCAGACAAGCUGCUCAAGAUGCGGCAAGCAAAGAGCAACGUGCAGACGCAGAAGAUUGCGGCUGCACUCGCUGAGCUCGGUGUACCAGACGUCAUUCCCCUGCCCACCAGCAAGGUCGCCGACGUGUUCGAGCAGCUCAUCGGCAAAGUGGGCAAGCUGCUUGAUGUGCGGAAAGUGCGCGAAAAGGAAGAGGGCGAGAGCCGCGUGCUGGCGCAGAUGAAGGAGCGGCGUGGGUCCUCGGGGGCACUGGGGGGUGAGUCGGGCGCGACCAGCGUGGAGCCCCAGGGCAAGCAUGAGAUUCCGGAUUCGGCGGAGCAGACGCCUGGCUUGGAAGGGGAUGGGGACGAUGACAAUGACAACGAUGAGGAUGGCGACGGCGAUGGCGACGGCGAUGCAGAAGGCGAAGAAGACGACGAGGACGCCGAGGGCGAGGAGGAUAGCAGGGUGCCGAGCGAGACGGUGAGUCGCGCUGCGAGCACGGCCCAUAAGAGGAGCGCGAGUGUGCUGAGCCAGGGGAGCGUGCAGAGCUCGAAGCGCGCGCGGAAGUGAGCUAGUCCCUCUCCUCAACCACCCAUCAUGGUCUGGGGCAUGCAUAGCGUUGGCGUUGGACGGGUGGGAUAUUAUUUUCUGGUUCUUCAAAGACGGCGUGACUGCUUCACCGCCCAGUUGGAUCACAGAUUCCAAUGUUAACUGCCAA
Molecule: messenger RNA, 1934 nt
Organism: Paraphaeosphaeria sporulosa
Lineage: Eukaryota; Fungi; Ascomycota; Dothideomycetes; Pleosporales; Didymosphaeriaceae
Exons: 2
Coding region: 74-1786 (570 amino acids)
Biological process (GO): chromatin remodeling; DNA repair; negative regulation of transcription by RNA polymerase II
Cellular component (GO): NuA4 histone acetyltransferase complex; Swr1 complex
Molecular function (GO): transcription corepressor activity
Source: RefSeq, a predicted model, not a curated record